AGGUCACGUGGUUCACCCAUCGUGUAUUUCAUGCUCAUCAUUUCAACCCGUGCGGUUGAUCCAUUCGGUACUGCUUAUUUGGAAUUUUGUGUAAAUUACUUAAUUCAAAAAUAAUAACUUAAGAUAAUUUUCGGAUGGUUUGGUAUCAAAAUUUGAAUAGACAAUUAUUAUUCUGCUCUCCUCACGUGGAACAUGUAUACUGUAUCAAAAGGGCCUAGCAAAAUUGUCGCCAAGACUCGUAGAGGAAUUAGUCAGAAUCUUGAGAGAUUGGAAACUUUACGUGAUUUAACGCGUAAAGCAGAUCCUGAUGAUAACCACGAGACCACCCGGCAUGUACCUAAGCCAGUCUUUCAUAUGAAUGGAAAAUCUAAACUCAGUUCGCAUAGGCAUCAAAUGCAAGAAGUUAUCACGCCACAACAUGAGGAACUUAUUAAAUUUGUUUAUGAAUCAUGGAAUCAGGUAAAUACAAGGCAAAGAAGUGAAUCUUCCGAUGGUUCUGACUGUUCAGAGCCUUCCAGUCCAAACUCUAUAGUGUAUUAUAAUGAUGGAGAACCAAAUGAUAGUCUCCAAGACUUUAAACCGUUCGAUUUGGAAUCUUGGUGGGGCAAGCGAUUAUUUAACAACAUUACAAAAUCGCUCUGAGACAAAAAAAAGUUGAUACAAGUUACGAAGAUUUUUGAAGUAGUACAGAAUGGUGAACAGUGUUGAGAAGAUUAGUCUAUUUCAAAUUGUAAAUGCAAGUUAAGAAUAACUGAAUUAUUUCAUAGUGUUGAACUGGAAGUGUAAAGAUGAACCCUGGUUAGCAAGCUACCAUGGAAUUUCAAUCGGUGAAUCUACAGUCUCAUAUAAAUACAUAAAUGAUUUUAUACAUUUUUCUAUUACAUUAUAAACGAAAUUGUUUUUGUACAAGUUUAGCAUCAAACUCAAUCAUUGGAAAUUUUUUAUAAAUGCAUAUAUAUACGUAUCAGACAUUCUCAUUUCAAAUAAUUUACAUUGAUCAAAUAAGUAUUUUCAUUACAAAAUACAUUGCAAAAUACACAAUGCAACAACGCAUAAAAGUUAAGGAAUUUUAUUUCUUAAAUGUUGCUUUAUAUUUUUAAGGCUGUUCCGAUUUUAGAAAGUGUAAAAGUGUACAGAACUUCCUUUAAGUAUAAAAAUAAUAUGAAAUUCAAAUUAAAGAAAUUUAACGGAACACAAUAUGAGACCGACAAUUUCGUUAUUAAAAACAUUUAUAGGUUUUUAAAAUAAUGAAGGUGAAGAUAUAUCUCCUGAAAGCAUACCAAAUAGGGUUAAGUACAGACAGUAAUCCCUGACGGUAUGAAUGCAGUGUGGAAAAAAUGGAUUUUUAAUCAUAGAAUGAUGUACAUAUUACAUACAUUGUUUGUGUGAAUGCAUAACACAUUGCUGAUAUUGUUAUGACAAUUGUAUCUAAAUACUUUUACAUAAGCAGUUGUUUAGUAUAACUUUGUAGACUGAUAAUGUUUAAGAUUGUCAAACAAUUGCCAGACAAAGUAAAACUUGUCCCUAAUGUAUUUGCAAACUCUACUUUCAAAAUUUUCAUUUCACACUGACUCAAAUUAAUCACCUCUAGGUUUAGUGAUCUUUUUUUAGUUUUGAUUUCCACUGCACAGAUUAAUUAUAUAAGGCCAUAGUAUGAAAUAUAAUAUAAUUUUGAAAAGCAGAGUUUGUGAAAGUAGUCAAAAUGUAGUGCAAUAUUUGGCCAUUUAAGGCUGAAUCACGCAGUUAUAAAUAAAUACAAAUUUAUAUAUUAAAAA
Molecule: messenger RNA, 1775 nt
Organism: Megalopta genalis
Lineage: Eukaryota; Metazoa; Arthropoda; Insecta; Hymenoptera; Halictidae
Product: MAPK regulated corepressor interacting protein 2
Source: RefSeq, a predicted model, not a curated record